AAUCAGCGCAGAGCCUUCGGAUCAGCCGAAUGUGGCAGUCGUGACGAAGACGACGUCCCAAUCGAUUCGUCUUAGAAUAAUACCAAAUUAAGAGUUUAUUUCUAUCGUUUCGGUCGGGAUUCAUGAAAUAGUCGGACGUUUCGUUCGGACAGGGAAAAAAAAAAAGAAAGAGAAGAUGAUUUCCCCGUGGGACCGGUGGUACUCGACCAGCUGCUGCCUUUGCUGCCAUGUACGGACGGGCACCAUUAUCCUGGGGAUAUGGUACAUGCUCAUCAAUGCCGUGGUUCUACUCAUCCUGCUGUCAGCGCUCAACGAUCCAGUCCAGUACCGCUACCACCUUACCAGCUCCGAGCUUGGCACCGACAUAGAUGUCAUGGACGAUGCAAAUAUCUGCAUAGCCACUGCAAUAUCCCUGCUCAUGAUACUUAUAUGUGGUAUGGCGACAUACGGUGCUUACAAGCAACACGCUGCUUGGAUCAUUCCAUUCUUCUGCUACCAAAUCUUCGACUUUGCCCUUAACACCUUGGUAGCCAUUAGUGUGGUGGUUUAUCCCAACACCGUGCAGGACUACCUCCAGCAGCUGCCGGGGACAUUCCCUUACAAAGAGGACAUCAUGUCCACCAACAACAUGUGCCUAGUCUUUGCAGUGCUCCUGUUCGUAGGCUGCAUUCUCUCUUUCAAGGCCUACCUGAUUGGCUGUGUGUGGAACUGCUACAGAUAUGUGAGUGGCAGGGGGACCACGGAGGUCCUGGUUUACGUCACCACCAAUGACACCACGGUCCUGCUGCCGCCCUAUGAGGAGGCCAUCGCCAUUCCGCCCAAGGAGCCCCCUCCCCAGUACAUGGAAGCAUGAGAGACUCCCAACGUUGGAUCUUACUGCCCUCCCCAAACCCUCGCAUCUCUCUCCCGACACUUUGAACCCACUGACAGCCAAGAGGUGUUAAAGAAAAAAAAUAAGUCCAAGUGUCUUAUCUGAUCCUGGGUCUGGUUUGUAAUCCCGCCUUUUUCAUCUAUAAUUGAUAUAAAUUGGGAUGACAAUUUGACCCUAGAUAAGAUUAAGGUGGUUCUUAGCUAGUGUUGUACCCCCCAACACACACUCACCUCACCCCCGUUACCAACCACCCUUUCUGGCUACUCCCCUUUCAUCUCCUCUGUGGCAGAAUCCCAGUGACUUUGAGAUGUCCCUCCCCAACGCACUCGUGUUGACCCUGCCUUUAAGCAGCUGCUAUCCCCUGGCACCGCAGUGUGUGCAUCAGCUAAACUCGCCCGGCCCAGCCCGCCCCGCCGCAAUUUAAUUUGCACUUCUCCCUGAUUGAAAAGAGUCGCGCACUGGUCUGGCCACCAACUGUUAACCUCUAAUACUGUGAAUUUCCCCUUGUGGUCUUGUCUAGAAACAAAUGACCAGAAAAAAAAACAUAACCAGGAAAGAAAUGUCAGAGAACUAGAACAAGAGAGAGAGGGAGCGAGGGGGUGAGAGUAAGAGAGGUAAAGUGAUAUACAUGGUCAGUUAUGCAAGAGCACUUUUUUUCAAAAUUGACAAAUUCCCCCAUUGAAUGUAAUGUCGGGGGUAUUUUUGUACGACUUUUUUAUAACGGUGAUAAAAAUCAGAAAGGAAAUGAUAUGAACAGAGGACAGCUUGUGAUAGAAUGUCCCACAGGAAAUGGAAGGUAAUGUGAACGGUUCCUUGACCAAUGACCACUACGACGUCUUCCUUUUGUAUCCACAUAACAACAACAUCUGUAAACCUGACACCCACCGAUUGCCAACAAACAACUUCUUCACCCAUUGAUCGCAAUCAGUCUUUCCCAGUUAAUCCUCUUAUCCAGCGUCCUCCGUGUCCCGACCUCCAAAAGGAUUUCAGAGACUGGUACCAAUAUAAUCGUAACGCAAUCAAUAACUUGUCGAAGACACAAUUGUUUUUAUAGGUGCAUUCACACACACGACACAGAGUUAACAAUGCGCACCCAAAUACACUCAAGGCAAUACAAAAAUAUAUUAAUCUGAAAAUGUUGAUGCGUGGGAAUGUGUUCAUUUCAAACAUCAGUCUUGUGUUCUGUCGAGUUGUGGUCACAACCUGUCUUUUUUUUGUGUGGAGCUGUACACAACUGUUCUUUAUAGUUGAGCUAACCUAGCCGGAUUGAGGGCAUUUUAUUUCCCAUGAAGACGGCGUGACAUGCUGCUGUGUGUGUGACGUGUGUAUGUGUGUUUGAGUGUGUGUGAGGCGAUGUUACUCCGAUAGUAGGUCCUUUGUAUGUAUAACUUGUUUUGGCGAUAUCAUUUUUGGUAUGUCUCCUGUGCUGAUGAGCUUUUGAAUUGACCAACAGUCGGCAUCUAAAGCAUUGAUUUAGCAUAGCAGAGCCGCACAAGUCCUGGAUAAAAGCCGCUAGUUAAAGACUGCACAAAUACUUGUCUCUUACCUAGAGGUUAUUUUGGCAUUAGAUCGACGAUUAAGAGAAAGAAAUACAGGAGAAAUAGGUUAGCAUUAGAUAUCCUCUAUCCGAUCUUUACCUUACUAUUCAAAUAUAUUAACUGUCAGAGGUGAAAAAAAAUCGCGAGAUACUUUUUACUAGUCAAAACGCUAUGUAUGCAAGUGUCCACCCAACAAUUUAUCAGACUUGAGAAAUGCAAAAACCACCAAGUAGUAUCCUGUUAAAACUAAUACUGUAGAUUGCAAUGUGAUUUGCUGACCACUGUCCCUUUGUUAAAAAAAAUCACUACUUCUGCAAGUCCAAUAAGUG
Molecule: messenger RNA, 2738 nt
Organism: Lampris incognitus (smalleye Pacific opah)
Lineage: Eukaryota; Metazoa; Chordata; Actinopteri; Lampriformes; Lampridae
Gene: laptm4b
Product: lysosomal protein transmembrane 4 beta
Exons: 7
Coding region: 176-853 (225 amino acids)
Cellular component (GO): lysosomal membrane
Source: RefSeq, a predicted model, not a curated record